UGAAUUGUAACCGACGAAACUCUCCUGAUUUGUGUUCUAGUGGCAAGACCCGAAUAAAACCCGAAAUUUUUUUUCCUUUGACCCGACCCGAAUCAAUAUUUUUUACUUUAACCCGAACCCGACCCGAGACAAUCGGAUCCGACCCGACCCGCGGGUCGACCCGACUCGUUUCGGUCUCUGUAGCUUAUCCUAAAAGUCAACUUAAAAACAAAGAUAUCUUGAGCACUUUUACUGCUUAAACACAAUGUUUUCUUUAAGAAAUUGUGUAAGGAGAAAGAAGCUCUGGUAAAAAAAUUCAAAAAAGCGCAAGUUGAUAAUAUCUAAAUCGGUUCAUUUUUCCUCGCAAUUCAAUGUCCAACCCUACCAUAAAAUUGACUCAUUUCAGACAUAAUUGCUCCUCUAGAUAAAACGAACGAAAAAGCUCAGAAUUUAACUUGAUCUCAAACAUUUUACUGACUUUUUAUCUAAUUUUAAAUUUUCUCUCAUAAUAUUCAUUUUAAAAAAUUAAAAAUGACAUAUUUUUUGUGUAACUCCAUGAGCUCUUUCGGCAUCUCUUUCCGACUUUGAGCAUAUAAAUCAUAAAUAAAUCAUUUAUGAUUUCAUCAGUCAGCAUCUACGUCCAUCUUUCUCAUACAUAUUUGAUUACUCAGAUAAACGUUCCAUUCUGCGCUGGAUUUCAAAUGAGUAAACAGCAUAGAUGAAUUAUGUCAUGCGUAUCAGUCAAAGAAUGAAUAAUAACUAGUCAAAAAUUUAGUAUAAAUAUCAAUAGCUAGUCUUCACAAUCAAUAAAAUCAUUAUUAUCAUUCCCAAGCAAUAAGAAUAAGAUAAUAACAUAUUACAGUGGAGGCUAUGGAGUUGGCGGCAUUAUUAAUCUAGAAUUUGAACACGAUCGAAUUGAUUACGGUCAAUAUGGUUAUGGCUUGUACGAAACAGACCGUGAUUAUGAACGUAAUCCAUUUACGGGGCAAAUAAGUACUGAAAAUGAUUUCAGUUUCACGCCAUUGGAUGGCGGUUAUGGUGGAGGAUAUCGUUAUUAUUAA
This is a messenger RNA of Didymodactylos carnosus, 1040 nucleotides long. Lineage: Eukaryota; Metazoa; Rotifera; Eurotatoria; Philodinida; Philodinidae. The record is from the annotation of a GenBank genome assembly.